Molecule: messenger RNA, 941 nt
Organism: Colossoma macropomum (tambaqui)
Lineage: Eukaryota; Metazoa; Chordata; Actinopteri; Characiformes; Serrasalmidae
Gene: rlbp1b
Product: retinaldehyde binding protein 1b
Exons: 6
Coding region: 10-906 (298 amino acids)
Cellular component (GO): membrane
Molecular function (GO): phosphatidylinositol bisphosphate binding
Source: RefSeq, a predicted model, not a curated record
ACGUACCGUAUGGUGUCAGAGGAGGAACAGGCCCUCAGGGCCAAGCUGGAGCAUCUCUCGAUCAAAGACCAUGGGCCAGUGUUUGGACCCUGCGCCAAACUGCCUGACCACACUGUACAAAAGGCGAAAGAUGAGCUAAAUGAGACAGAAGAGAAAAAAGCAGCAGCUGUGACGGAGCUGAGAGGUAUCAUAAAGGAAAAAGCAGGAAGCGGAGAUGACCUGGCCAAGGCAGUGCAGGACACUUUUGGCGAGAAACCUGAUGGUGUGCUUGUGAGGUUCAUUCGGGCCAGAAAAUAUGACGUGUACAGGGCUUUUGACCUCAUGAAGGGUUACGUCCGCUUCAGGCGAGAUUACCCAGAGCUGUUUGAAAACCUAAGCCCAGAGGCUGUACGCAGCACUAUUGAAGCUGGUUACCCAGGAAUCCUGUCGAGCAGAGACAAAUAUGGCCGUGUGGUGCUGCUCUUCAACAUUGAGAACUGGGACUAUGAAGAGAUCACCUUUGAUGAGAUCCUCAGGGCCUACUGUGUGAUCCUGGAGAAGCUGCUGGAGAAUGAAGAGACUCAGAUCAAUGGCUUCUGCAUCAUUGAGAACUUUAAGGGCUUCACCAUGCAGCAGGCCUCAGGCAUCAAGCCCACAGAGCUGAAGAAGAUGGUGGACAUGUUGCAGGACUCUUUCCCUGCUCGUUUCAAAGCUGUGCACUUCAUCCACCAACCCUGGUACUUCACCACCACCUACAAUGUGGUCAAGCCCUUUUUGAAGAGCAAACUCCUGGAGAGGGUGUUUGUCCAUGGAGAUGAGUUGGAGACCUACUACAACGAGUUUGAUCCUGAAAUCUUGCCAUCAGAGUUUGAUGGCAAAGGCUCCAAAUAUGAUGGCAAGGCAACAGCAGCGAAACUUUUUGACUGAGGAAUAUGGUAACCAUUAUGAAAUAGUUCUUGAUG